Molecule: messenger RNA, 3110 nt
Organism: Gryllus bimaculatus (two-spotted cricket)
Lineage: Eukaryota; Metazoa; Arthropoda; Insecta; Orthoptera; Gryllidae
Source: the annotation of a GenBank genome assembly
AGCGUCGAAAAGGAAUCAAUAAGAGAACUUUGCACAAUUUGCUUCAUUCGUGAUAUUGUUUCGCUCGCCAUGUGUUCACCGUCUUGAACACCCUCCAUGUUUGCCAAUGUUUGCCGUAUCCAGUACACGAAGAUAUCCGUGUUCACAUACCAGGCAAAACAAAUCAAUAACUCGCAUAUGUUUCUAUUGAUCUUACGUUUCCAAAUUUCAAGUUAAAAUCAUCCAACUGAUUGUUUGAGUAUUCCUAGCACUUUCGUCGCAUCCAACAUGGCUGGACGAAGUGGUUUUGAUGGAAAUAGGGACUAUGGAGGAGGCGGAAGAAGAAAGAAACCUCUACCUACAGCACCCCCAUACAUAGCCUAUGUUGGAAAUAUGCCAACUGAUGUCAUCCAAUGUGAUGUUGAUAAAAUAUUUCAGGAUUUCAAUGUCAAAGGUGUUCGUAUGAUUCGUGACAGAGAAACUGAUAAGUUCAAGGGCUUCUGUUAUGUGGAGUUUGAGGACCUUGGUAAUUUGGAAAGAGCUUUAGAACUUGAUGGGAUGGUAGAUGUAGAAGGUUGUCGUAUUAAAAUUGAUGUAGCUGAAGAUAAAAAAGGAGAUAGAGGUGGUGAUAGAGGCCGUGGAGGAAGAGGUGGAAGGGGUUUUGGAGGCAGAUCCGAUCGUGUAGAUGAUUUUGGUGGCGGCGGUGGCGGCUUUAGCGACCGAGGCAGAAGAGAUGUUAGCAGCCGUGGUGGACCACCUGGACCUCAGUUUGACCCACGUGGUAAUCGGGGAAGCUAUGGUCAUUUUGAAGAAGGUGGGGGUGGCGGCGGUGCCGGCGGCGGCGUUGCUGGUGGCGGUGGUGGUGGAGGAGGACCUGAUGGUGGGAGAGAUUGGAAUCGACCAAUGAAUCGAAGUGGACCCCCAAUGGGUGGAGGAGGCGGCGGCAGCGGCGGCAGUGGAGCUGCUGGAGGCGGUGGUGCCUUUGGAGGACGGUCACGGUCUGAUGGAAGAGAUCGGAGGCCAUUUCCUGAUGAUAUUAAAGAUCCUUCAACAGUGGACACUUCUGGACGUCCUAGGCUGCAGUUACAGCCCAGAACUGUGAAAGAGCCAAUCAACGCACUAGCAGAAACCAGCCAAUCAUCUAAGAUUUUUGGUGGUGCAAAACCUCGUGAAGAGAAAAUGAACCCAGCAAAGCCAUAAACUUUUUUCUAAAGAAAUUGUGCAGACAUAAAAUUAUGAAUUUAAUAUUUAUAACUGGUCAGCUGCAUUUGCAGAACUGAGUAAAAAUAACCUACUUUGCGUCCAUACCCAGGUCAUCAGUUGUGGUAUUUUACUUGGAGAAACAAUUGUUUGAAAGAAAUGUUGAUUAUCAUUGUUAAUAUUUACUCUUGUCUUCUUUUUUUUUUUUUUUUUUUUUUUUAUUCCUUAGUAAAAUGACAUUAUGUAUCUAGUUCAAAAAGAAAUCAUGUUACAUAUGCAUGCAGGCUUGUACAGUUCGCUUUACUAUUACUUUCUUUUGGAAUACAUUUUUUGAGAAAAAGCUAAGUUCUAAGGAAUACUAAAAGAAUAGUGUUAGUAAUACAUUAAUUCUAGGCCAAUUGCGUAGAGAUUUCAUGAAGGCUGCUAAAUGGUUUUAAGGUUUGCCAAAAAUUUUGUGUCUUGCAAGGUGUGAUUUUGGAGUGGAUGCAAACACUCUGUGAUUCAGUGACUCUUCUACAAAGUGACAAUUAUGUUAGAAAUAAUGUGUACGAAAGAGACGUUUGUUCUUGUACAUGUGGUGAAUAUUUACUUAUAUAUAUGAGAGUGUGCAUGGGAUUGGCAUCUUUAUGUACACAUUAGGUUAAUCAUGCAAAACAAGAACAAUGAUAAAAGAAAUGGUAAACGAUUUUUUUAAAACAAAAGUUUAAAAAUAACAAGUUGUUCAAAUACUAUGUAAAAAAAAAUAAUUUCAAUAUUGUGAACAUAUUGAUGAACUGUGUUAUAAAGGAAGCAGAGGUGUAAAGUGAAUUAAAGAAGACUUAAAGGACUUGAACUGGCAUAGAAGAUUUUAUACUGUAUUCUAUAAGUCUUUUAAGUGAUUCAAAUCUAAUUGUGUUGUGUUUAAUAUGUGAACCUAUGAGUUUUCAGGUUUGAUGUUAGAUUUACCUUUAUUUGUUAAAUAUUUUUGGAAAGAUGGAUUGUGAUGUCUUAAUUCAUAACAAUAAAAAUCACUGCUGAAGUUGCAUUAUGAAGCACAAAUUUCUUUUCCACUUUUGUGCCAGAGCUGAAAUUUACAUAUUGUUGGAAUUACUGUUGUGUAGGUAAAAAUAUGAUCAUAAUAUAUGGAUAAAGAAAUAAUUGAAUUUGAUUUAUUCUUCCCUAUUUUGGCUAGUGAAGAAGCUAUAAUUUCAAAUUCCUGGUUUAAUAACUAUUAGUAAGCUUAAAAAAUCAAAAUAAAGAUGACUCAAAUAUUCAAUUGCUUGUCUUGUGAGAUAAAUAAAUGAUGAUUUACAAAACUGUCUCUUCAUUCAUUCAAUGUUCAUGAGCAUAAAUCUCAGGAGGAAGGAAACGUUUUUUCUCUGGCGAUUUCAAUUUUAUUACUUUAAUAGAUGCAAUUCCCUUUUGUUGCCACUAUAUGAACACUUCCUUGUACUCUUUUCUUUGGACAUUGCCAGUCAUAGACGAUUGUUUAGAAGGUGAAUGAGACCACAUGAUAAGAGAGUUUGAGGAAUAUUCCAUGAGCUUUUUUACAAUGUUAGAUGAGUUAGCCAUGAGAUCUUUUAAAUAAGACUAUUAAAACUCAGCAAAGCAAUGUGGGUGUUUAUGUACUUUUCAUGUGGCAAACAGAAUGUGAUUGAUAAAAGAAAAGAAUUGCUGUUCCAGAAAAUAAAGGUUCCAAGUACUAUGCUUUAAAAGAAGUGUGAUUUUUUUAAGAAUAAUAUUGAGGUAAGCUACAUGAAUGAUGUGGGCAACAUCUUUUUGGUUGAAUGAUCACGUCACCUGUUUUUUUGUAACUGAAUUAUUGGUGCAGACACUAAAGUUUCAAAUUUUCUUAAAUAACUUGUAAUGGAGAUUUUGUUUUAAUUUUCCUAUUGUGGUCAUCUUUCUUUUUUUCUGUCCAAUGAGCACUGUCAAAUUGCAUUACAAUUUCC